CCUAUAUAUUCGAAACUCGUUGACAGUGAACCUCACUUACUGAUCGGCGUUUUAGGUAAAAACAUCUUUUCGAAAAAUUUUCCAAAAAAGUUCCAUAUUAAUUUCUUCGAAAGAAAAUUGUACUUCUAAAUUCCAACAGUUCUAAGAUGCGUUUCGUUCUGAUCUCGUGGCUGGCCGUCCUGAUCGUGGAGAGCGUGAUGGUCAGCUGCCAGCAGGAUCUUCCGCUGUGGAGUGGUCAGGCCAUUUCCAAAGAGCUGCUCAGACCCUACCUUCUGGACGCCGUCUCCUCCGAGGAAUCGUCUGACUACGAGAGCCCCAAGUCCCUCUCCCUCUCCAGCAGCAGGCAAGUGACAGGAGGUCUCAAGAAAAGAGUAGCCAUGGGAGUGGACUUGCCCGACUACAUUUUGCACUACAGAGGAAAGUCCCCCGAUCUUGGAUCCUUCCGGGAGAGGAUGCAACUGAGCGGGAGAAGAUAAACAGAAGAUGAAAUGGAUAUUAACAGAAUCAAUCAAAUUCUGAAAUAUUUUUUUCGAACCUGACGUGCAUGGCCAUCAUCAUCAUUUAAAGACUGAUAAAUGAACUGUGAAAUAAAAUAAAACAUUUUUAGGAUGUUAUUCAGUGAUUUGUGGACAAUUUUUGUUCUGAAAUUCCUCAGUCCUAAAUGUUAUUGUGUUAUAGUUCACUAUCCAUUUACUAGAUGUUGCUUUGUGAUGUAAAUUUGUGUGAAAAUAUUAAAAAGAGUCUUUUUUCUUCAUAAAGAACCUCAAAUAUGUAGAUAAUUGU
Messenger RNA from Argiope bruennichi, 783 nucleotides. RefSeq lists its product as uncharacterized. The record is from RefSeq and is a predicted model, not a curated record. Bases 147 to 476 code for a protein of 109 amino acids. Lineage: Eukaryota; Metazoa; Arthropoda; Arachnida; Araneae; Araneidae. The transcript is spliced from 4 exons.